AUGUCUGACAAAGCUCUGAUUUCUCUCAGCAAUGGGGUCAAAAUGCCUCAGAUCGGUCUUGGUACUUGGCUGUCGAAGCCAAAUGAAGUCAAGAAUGCUGUCACCCACGCUUUGAAAUCAGGCUACCGUCACAUUGACUGUGCCAAGGUCUAUGGAAAUCAGGGAGAGGUCGCCGACGGAAUCGAAGCCUCCGGGGUUAAUAGAGAAGAGAUCUUCAUUACAUCAAAGCUUUGGAAUACUUGGCACCAUCCUAGUAAGGUGGCCGAAGGAUUGGAGGAUACUCUCAAGGAGUUGAAGACAGACUACCUUGAUUUGUACCUUAUCCAUUUCCCCGUAUCGUUUGCCUGGCCCGAAUCUGCAAAAGCCGCCGACUCAGAACUUUUGUUUCCUCUGGCAGAAGACGGUGUGCAUGUCAAGCUGGAUCUUCAGACAUCUAUUGUCGACACCUGGAAAGAGAUGAUCAAAUUGCUAGACACUGGCAAGGUCAAAGCGAUCGGUGUGAGCAAUUUUGAAAUUGAACAUCUUGAAGCGCUGAACAAAGCUACUGGUGUCGCGCCAACCGUGAACCAAAUCGAAAGGCAUCCCCUGUGCAUUCAAUCCGAUUUGGUCAAAUACUGCAACUCUAAAAACAUUCAUGUGACCGCUUACUCGCCUCUGGGUAACAAUCUGGUCGGAGAAACAAAGAUUGUUGAUUAUCCUGAAGUCAAGGAAGUCGCGGCGAAGCUCUCCAAACUAUCAGGUGAGACUGUUGACCCGGCUCAAGUAUUGAUUGCAUGGGGAGCUGUUGGUGGGAUCUCAGUCAUCCCUAAAUCUGUAACUCCGACGAGGAUUGAUUCCAACUUCAAGCAAGUCAAACUUUCGGAUGAAGAUUUCAACAAGAUCACUGAAUUGGGCAAGAACAAAACCGUUCGCUACAAUGUUCCAGUCACAUACGAACCGAAAUGGAACGUCAACGUUUUCAACACUGAGGCCGAGAAGUCUUGCGCCCACGGAAUUGUUUUGGGAGUCUGA
Molecule: messenger RNA, 1011 nt
Organism: Puccinia triticina
Lineage: Eukaryota; Fungi; Basidiomycota; Pucciniomycetes; Pucciniales; Pucciniaceae
Exons: 9
Coding region: 1-1011 (336 amino acids)
Cellular component (GO): cytosol
Molecular function (GO): aldose reductase (NADPH) activity
Source: RefSeq, a predicted model, not a curated record